UCUGGGGCUCGUGGUUUCUUCGGAGAUGUCUUGGGUUCGAGCGGUUCCCGAGGUCCCGAGCCCUGGAGAUCAGGAUGUGUUUGAUGAGGAAGCGGACGAGACUCUGUUAGUGCAGCGUGAAUGGCAGGGACACAUGCGGAGACGAAUCCAAGAAGGUUACAGAGAUGGAGUAGAUGCCGGCAAAGCAGUUACUCUUCAACAGGGCUUCAAUCAAGGAUAUAAAGAAGGGGCAGAAGUCAUUAUAAACUAUGGACUACUCAGGGGAACACUGAGUGCUUUGCUCUCCUGGUGUCACCUUCACAGUAAUAGUUCAACUUUGAUCAGUAAAAUAAAUAACCUUCUGGAUGCAGUCAGCCAGUGUGAAGAGUGUGUGCUUAAACGUCUGCAAUCAGUCACUCCACAGCCCCAAGUUACAGAUUUAUUGGACUCCAUUGAGGAUAUGGACCUUUGUCAUGUAGCUCCAGCUGAGAAAAAGAUUGAUGAAGCUAAAGAUGAGAGACUCUGUGAAAAUAGUGCAGAGUUUAACAAAAGCUCCGACAAGAGUCCUAGCGGGAAAGAUUGUUCCCCUUCAGACUGCUGCACAACACAGGAGCAUGCGCAUCUGGAAAAACCAAGCCUCAGUUGGAUUCUGGAACAGACGGCCAACUUAGUGAAACAGUUGGGACUAUCGGUAGACGUGCUGCAACACCUCAGACAAUUAUAAGAUUGUCUCCCUUCUGUAGUGGGAGGAAGUUCAUCAGAGCGAUGUGUGUCUACAUAAGAUGACCAUUGGUUGAACAGCUCACCUCUAGUUACACCUGUGGGAUUAUGAGGGGUCUUCAGUGUUAACACUAGUAAAUGGAACAUAAGCCAUUAUCUUUAUUAUUGGUAACUUUUUAAAUUUUUAGAUAUAUUCAAAAAUCCUCAUUGUCAUUUUCAAAUUUCUAAGACUAGCAAAACCCAGGAACAAGGGGAAAAAAAUCCAAUGCUGCUUUCUACUUCUGUAUCGGGUGACAAUUUAGGGCCUCGUCACCAGCAACCAAACCAGAGUUGCCGAAAUAACCUAAGGGUUACGUAGAUAUAUAGAAGUAGAUGUGUAGUUAGCUAUACAGUAAAGUCAAGAGACCAGAGAAACUGACACUAUUGAUAUCAUUGAAUGAAUAAUCAAAAUAUUAAAAUUUACCUUGUUUA
Messenger RNA from Microtus ochrogaster (prairie vole), 1170 nucleotides. RefSeq names its product YAE1 maturation factor of ABCE1 (gene Yae1). The record is from RefSeq and is a predicted model, not a curated record. NCBI's taxonomy places the organism in Eukaryota, Metazoa, Chordata, Mammalia, Rodentia, Cricetidae.